AGACUGUCUCUCUGCAAGAUGUACCUUAGCGCAAAGAAUCACCGCAUCCUUCUAAGUGAUGGAAACAGCAUUCCCAUCAUUGGGCUGGGUACCUAUUCAGACCCUGUACCGAAUUCCAAGGGGUCCUGUUUGGCGUCAGUGAAGACUGCCAUCGACGUUGGGUACCGCCACUUUGAUGGGGCCUAUAUCUACCAUAAUGAGCAUGAGGUGGGUGAUGCCAUCAGAGCCAAGAUCGCAGAAGGAAAAGUAAAGAGGGAGGACAUUUUCUACUGCGGAAAGCUAUGGGCUACGAACCACGUUCCGGAGAUGGUCCGUCCAACCCUGGAGAGGACGCUCAAGACCCUACAGCUGGAUUACGUGGAUCUCUAUAUCAUUGAAAUUCCCAUGGCCUUUAAGCCCGGAGAUGAAAUCUAUCCUAAAGAUGAAAAUGGCAAAUGGUUAUAUCAUGAAUCAAAUCUGUGUGCCACUUGGGAGGCCUUGGAAGCUUGUAAAGAUGCUGGCUUGGUGAAAUCCCUUGGAGUCUCCAAUUUUAACCGCAGGCAGCUAGAGCUCAUCCUGAACAAACCAGGACUCAAAUACAAGCCGGUCAGCAACCAGGUGGAGUGCCACCCAUAUUUCACCCAGCCAAAACUCUUGAAGUUUUGCCAACAGCAUGACAUUGUCAUCGUUGCAUACAGUCCUUUGGGGACAUGUAGGAAUCCAUUGUGGGUAAAUACAUCCUCUCCACCAUUGUUAAAGGAUGCACUUCUAAACUCACUGGGGAAAAAGUACAAUAAGACAGCAGCUCAAAUUGCUUUGCGCUUCAACAUCCAGAGAGGGGUAGUUGUCAUUCCUAAAAGCUUUAAUCCUGAAAGGAUCAAAGAAAACUUUCAGAUCUUUGACUUUUCUCUCAGUGAACAAGACAUGAAGAGCAUUGAAGCUUUGAAUAAAAAUGUCCGCUUUGUGGAAAUGCUCAUGUGGAGUGAUCAUCCUGAAUAUCCAUUUCAUGAUGAAUACUGACUCCAGAGCGUUCCUCAAGAGUUUUCUCUGUCAAAGGUGGACCUUGUAUGGUUCUCACAGAAGUGGAAACUAACUGC
This is a messenger RNA of Dipodomys spectabilis (banner-tailed kangaroo rat), 1076 nucleotides long. RefSeq names its product aldo-keto reductase family 1 member D1 (gene Akr1d1). Gene Ontology annotation, cellular component: cytosol. Lineage: Eukaryota; Metazoa; Chordata; Mammalia; Rodentia; Heteromyidae. The coding region runs from base 19 to 999 and encodes 326 amino acids. Gene Ontology annotation, molecular function: aldose reductase (NADPH) activity; steroid dehydrogenase activity; Delta4-3-oxosteroid 5beta-reductase activity. Gene Ontology annotation, biological process: bile acid biosynthetic process. The transcript has 9 exons. The record is from RefSeq and is a predicted model, not a curated record.